AUCUCUAUGACUUUCACCCAAUAGCUGUCAGUGGAAUAUUAUUACGUAGUUUCCGGUAUUUCGCCCCGACCCACCCCAAAAACAACUGUCGAACUGGCAAGGAGCAGUCUAAAGGGGUCGAAAAUACUCAAAGAAUCUUCAAACCCCAAGAAACAUAGCUGCUUCACUCUCCACCAGGAUUACAUCGUGAUUGGACACAGGACCAUCUCCCUGCCAAUGGCAGCUCUUUAGAGGGGGAAUGUCCAUGUCAACCAUAGUCACUGGCUGAGCUGGACUUGAGAUCACAAUGAUGAAGAUGAUCUGAGGGAGUCUUCCUCCUCAGGUGUAGGAGGCGGGUCCUGUCCUUUCCCAUCCCCUUGACACACCCAUUAAUAUGAACCAUGGACCCAGGAGCAGUUGACAGUCCCGUCACCUUAGUUAUCAAGGCCCCCAACCAGAAGUAUGACGACCAGACAAUAAACUGUUUUCUCAACUGGACAGUGGAGAAACUGAAGAGUCACAUCUCAAAUGUGUACCCAAGCAAGCCGUCAUCCAAAGAUCAGCGGCUGGUAUACUCGGGCCAUCUCCUCCAGGACCACCUGCAGCUGAGGGAUGUCCUCAGGAAGCAAGAGGGUUAUCACAUGAUGCACCUGGUGUGUGCCUCUCGUACCCCUCCAGCGUCGCCCACGCCGCACUGCUCCGCCUCCAGCUCUUUGACCACUGACCCCGGCUCCAGCUCUGGGAGUUCAGACAUUGCUGGCUCCACCUCCCAAGCCACAGCACCAAAUCAGGACAGUCAGUCCGCCGCCUCCUCAGUAACAGGAAGUUAUGAUGGGCUAAGGCACCGUGGAGACUUCCCCCAAUUUAACCCUCAAAAUCCUUCCUCUACUGGUAUAAUGCAAUGGCCAGAUGGGACGCAGGUCCCGGUACAGGGGGGUAUGGCUGCAGGUGUGCCCCCCCACCCCAUGUACAUGCCCAUGCAGGUCCUCUGGUGGCAGCAGAUGUAUGCACACCACUACUACAUGCAAUAUCAAGCAGCAGUGGCGGCCUCACAGCCCCCCUCCACCCCUCCCUCCUCCCCCAGUCCCACCCGCUCCCCCCAACCUGCACAGCCAAAUGAAGCUCCGCCUCCCCUGGAGCCUAACCCCGCCCCUAACCCUAUCCAAGAGGACAGGCCGGCCAAUCCCAAUAUCCAGAUGAAUGCCCAGGGCGGGGCCGUGCUAAAUGAGGACGAAUUGAACCGUGAUUGGCUGGACUGGAUGUACACGGUCUCCCGCGCCGCCAUUUUGCUCAGCAUCUUAUAUUUUUACUCCUCCUUUGGCCGCUUCGUCAUGGUGAUAGGCGCCAUGCUGCUCGUCUUUUUGCACAGGGCUGGUUGGUUCCCUUUUAGGCCAGAGCUGCAGAACCCCGGAGGAGGAGGAGCGGGGUUAGCUCAUCAGGACGAGGCAGAGCGACACCAGGACAUCCAGGAGAUGGAGCGAAUGAUGGAUGAAGGGCUGGAGGAUGAGGAGGGCGACAGUGGAGAGGAAGGCCCAGAGGACCCGGCAGCUCCCGCUGCCCCCCGCCACCACGGCUUCCUGGCCUCCACCUGGUCCUUCAUCAGCACCUUCUUCACCUCCCUCAUCCCAGAGGGACCCCCCCACCCAGCCAACUAAACAAGGGAGGGAGAACCUCCCUCCUCCCCAGCAACAACCUCCCAUGCUGUCAACUACUAGACUGUAAAUAGAGCUGCAGUGUGGGAGAAGUCUUGAAUAAAUCAAUGAACAAGCUAACAUGUUAUGCCAUGUUAAACAAGCUAACAAUGCUUUAUAUUCCAGAGGCUUCUCUGAUUUCAUCAUACAAACUGAUACACACACACUUUAUUACCUUUGAUCAUGUCUGCUCAUUCAGAUUUUGGUGUCAUUGAAUGGCCUCGAAGGGUCGUCCAUUUUAAGCAGUGAUACAGCCGUUGCAUUUAUCGUUUUGUUUUUUGAGAUUAGAUAAAAGGACAUACACACCUAAAUGUGUAUGAAUAUUUCAAUGACUCUAGCACACAUGUUUCUCUCUGUGUAUAUGAGCAUUAUCUACUUACAUAUAAGUAUCUACAUCUUAGUUCUUGACAAAAUGCAUUUUUUAAUAAAAGCCUUGUGGUUUCA
Messenger RNA from Oncorhynchus keta (chum salmon), 2114 nucleotides. RefSeq names its product homocysteine-responsive endoplasmic reticulum-resident ubiquitin-like domain member 2 protein. The record is from RefSeq and is a predicted model, not a curated record. Gene Ontology annotation, molecular function: protein binding. NCBI's taxonomy places the organism in Eukaryota, Metazoa, Chordata, Actinopteri, Salmoniformes, Salmonidae. The transcript has 9 exons. The coding region runs from base 381 to 1634 and encodes 417 amino acids. Gene Ontology annotation, biological process: endoplasmic reticulum unfolded protein response.